AUGCUCGAAGCUACCCCCGCGCCGUCCAUCUUCACCCAAACGUCCCUAUUUUCCCUUCUUGGCGUAGCCUCUCUCGGCCUGAUUGCAUACACGGCCUCGCGUACGUUUUUGCCCAAGACAAUUCGAUGGCAAGAUCGGUUUGCAUUCAUCUGGCUUAUCUUUGAUGCGCUCAUUCACUUCAUUUUCGAAGGAAGUUUCUUAUGGCUUUCGAUGUUCGGAAGGCAGGUGAACACCAGCACUGGGAUGUUUGCUGAAAUGUGGAGAGAAUAUGCUGCGGCCGACUUCCGAUGGGGUUUCUCGGACGAAACUGUGGUGUCCCUCGAGAUUCUUACUGUCCUUGGUGCGGGCCCGCUUGCCUGUUAUAUUGUAUACCAGAUCGCCAGGCAAGACCCGGCCAGGCAUUAUUGGAUAGUUGUGUUGAGUACCGCAGAGUUGUAUGGCGGGUGGAUGACGUUUUGCCCAGAAUGGCUUACCGGCAGCCCGAACUUGGAUACAUCAAAUCCUCUCUUCCUAUGGGUAUACCUUGUUUUUAUGAACACGAUUUGGGUGGUCAUCCCGUUCUGGUUGCUGCACGAUUCGUAUCGCCACAUUGCUGACACGUUAAGAUCGGCACAACCCAACUCUAAGAAGACUCUUUGA
Messenger RNA from Heterobasidion irregulare TC 32-1, 639 nucleotides. RefSeq lists its product as uncharacterized. Gene Ontology annotation, molecular function: cholestenol delta-isomerase activity. Gene Ontology annotation, cellular component: membrane; endoplasmic reticulum. Gene Ontology annotation, biological process: sterol metabolic process. Lineage: Eukaryota; Fungi; Basidiomycota; Agaricomycetes; Russulales; Bondarzewiaceae. The coding region runs from base 1 to 639 and encodes 212 amino acids. The record is from RefSeq and is a predicted model, not a curated record. The transcript has 6 exons.